Messenger RNA from Pleuronectes platessa (European plaice), 1077 nucleotides. Its product is annotated as sialic acid-binding Ig-like lectin 12. The record is from RefSeq and is a predicted model, not a curated record. Bases 280 to 1077 code for a protein of 265 amino acids. The transcript has 3 exons. Lineage: Eukaryota; Metazoa; Chordata; Actinopteri; Pleuronectiformes; Pleuronectidae.
GAGAAAGGUAAAAUACAACAUUUAACUAAUACUUGACAUAUAUAAUAUUCUGAAAUGUAAAGGUUUAUGUAACCAUCUUUGCCACAUUCCUGGCUUUGCUGGUGAAGUGAAGGUGUGAGAUGUAAAUCGAGUCAGAGCUGCUGCUUGUUCUCCUAAAAGAGGAAAAUCCGAACAGGCAGCAUCCUUUAUUAAGACGAUGAUUUCGAUGGUAGACUGUCCUCUGGUUCCGUUACUGUAUUUUCUGUGUCAGGUUCUUUGGAGGAAGAAGAAGAAGAAGAGAUGUUUGUUCUCAUCUGGGCGACUCUGCUUUUCUCUGUGAGAGUCAGUGAUGCUGAGACAGGUUCUUCAGUGUGGGGGAGAAAAAGUUGUCCGUUGACAGAUUACUGUAUCACUCUAGUUGAAGGAGAAAUAACAGCGGAGGCCGGACUCUGUGUCGUGAUACCAUGCUCCUUCACUGUUCCUGAGAAUAUCAAAGUCUUACAUAUAGUUUGGUUGAAAUGUAAAUCGACUGAAGGGAACUGUGGUGAUGGAGACAUGAUUUUCAACAGUAGCACCUCCAGCGAUCAGGUUCAGUCGGAGUUUAAAGGACGAGUGUCACUGCUGGAGUCUGAUGUGAGCCAGAAAAACUGCAGCAUCAUCGUCAAUGACCUGAAGGAGUCGGACUCUGGAACAUAUCAACUCAGAGUUGAAGCUUCACCGAGGAGAGGUUCAUAUAAUUUCCUCCAAAGAGCAACUGUCUCUGUUAAAGGUCUGAGUCAGAGGCCCACAGUGAUGAUUCCACCUCUGACGGAAGGACGGCUGACCAAACUGACCUGCACUGCUCCUGGUCUCUGCUCUGGAUCUGAACCUACAUUCACCUGGAGGUGGCGAGGAAGAGGAGAGAGCCACGCUGACCUCACAGGAAACAUCACGGCCUUCAAAACUGAGAACGUGGCUGAGUUCGCUAAGAGAAGCAGCUCGACUCUGUCCUUCUCCCCUUCAGCUGAACAUCACGGAACCAACAUCACCUGCACGGUCCUCUUCCAAGGACACGUGAGCACAGAGGAGACGGCGACUCUGAGUGUGAGCUGUGAGUAG